UGAAUUUCCUUAUCCAAUAUGUUUGUUCUACAUGUAAUAUUAUUCACGCUCAGUGUAGUCGAGGUGUUCGGAUCAUAUUGGCAUCCGCAUCAGCAUAUGUCAUGGAAUAACGUCGUUGGAGAGAUCCUAGUCAACAGCAGUAUACAUGAGGACGUUUACGUCGUUGAUUUGUUCGACCGCAGGGGAAUUAUUCCUGAGCUACUCAGCAAGGGUAAAAAAGUAGUCUGCUACUUCUCAGCCGGAACUUACGAGGACUGGAGACCAGAUAUAGGCCAGUUUCCCCCUGACGCUCUGGGUAACGGGGUAACAACAUGGAGGGGCGAACGCUGGGUGGACAUCAGGGAUACCAGAAUCAGAGACGUCAUGAGAAAACGCAUCCAGAUGGCGCAGCAGCAAGGUUGCCAUGGCGUGGACCCCGGCAAUGUAGAUGGGUAUACCCAAAGCGACCUGGGCUUCAACCUCACCUACGACAACCAGAUAGAUUAUAACCGAUUCCUAGCCAGAGAGGCUCACAACCAUGGACUUGCCAUUGGACUCAAGAAUGAUUUGUUACAAAUCAAAGACCUACUUCACGACUUUGAUUUUGCCAUCAAUGAAUCUUGUGAACAAUUUCGUUACAAUGUUAAAAAAAACUGUCUCCUGUACCAGCCAUUCUUUGAUGCCAGAAAGCCUGUCUUCCAUAUAGAGUAUGUACGCAGCUCUUCCGCGGCCCACGCUCAACGUAGCGCCAUCUGCAGCAACAGACCUUCUGACAUGAACACCAUUAUAAAAGUCGCACUGACCAACUUCAAAGUCGACUGCUAAGCAUUGCAAUAAACAGGCAGAAUUUUC
Magallana angulata is the source of this 831-nucleotide messenger RNA. RefSeq lists its product as uncharacterized. The record is from RefSeq and is a predicted model, not a curated record. The transcript has 5 exons. Lineage: Eukaryota; Metazoa; Mollusca; Bivalvia; Ostreida; Ostreidae. Bases 19 to 804 code for a protein of 261 amino acids.